This is a messenger RNA of Colossoma macropomum (tambaqui), 5406 nucleotides long. RefSeq names its product sarcoplasmic/endoplasmic reticulum calcium ATPase 2. Gene Ontology annotation, molecular function: ATP binding; P-type calcium transporter activity; ATP hydrolysis activity. The transcript has 23 exons. Gene Ontology annotation, cellular component: membrane. Lineage: Eukaryota; Metazoa; Chordata; Actinopteri; Characiformes; Serrasalmidae. Bases 13 to 3282 code for a protein of 1089 amino acids. Gene Ontology annotation, biological process: calcium ion transmembrane transport; intracellular calcium ion homeostasis. The record is from RefSeq and is a predicted model, not a curated record.
GGUAACAGGUGCAUGAGAGAGGCUGUAGGGAGCAGAGGAGAAGACCACUGCAGUUAUCUGUGCUGUUACUGGCAACACUUGUGGAUGGACAAUGCCCAUACCAAGACGGUCGAGGAGGUGUUGGGGUAUUUUGGGGUGAACGAGUCCACGGGCUUGAGUAGUGAGCAGUUGAGGAAAAGCAGAGAGCGAUGGGGACCCAACGAAUUACCAGCAGAAGAAGGGAAGUCGCUAUGGGAACUGGUGCUGGAGCAGUUUGAGGAUUUGCUUGUGCGGAUUCUCCUUCUUGCAGCCUGUAUUUCCUUUACCCUGGCCUGGUUUGAGGAGGGUGAGGGCACCAUCACAGCCUUCGUUGAGCCUUUUGUCAUUCUCCUCAUCCUUAUUGCCAAUGCCAUUGUGGGGGUGUGGCAGGAGCGAAAUGCAGAAAAUGCCAUUGAGGCACUGAAAGAAUAUGAACCAGAGAUGGGGAAGGUGUACAGACAGGACAGGAAGAGUGUACAGAGAGUCCGAGCAAGAGAUAUUGUGCCUGGAGAUAUAGUGGAGGUGGCAGUGGGUGAUAAGGUUCCAGCAGACAUCAGGCUGACCUCCAUUCGUUCCACCACUCUGAGAGUAGACCAGUCCAUUUUGACGGGCGAGUCUGUCUCCGUGCUCAAACACACGGACCCCGUACCUGACCCCCGGGCGGUCAACCAGGACAAGAAGAAUAUGCUCUUUUCCGGCACGAACAUUGCUGCGGGGAGAGCAAUAGGUGUUGUAGUAGCCACUGGUGUGCAGACAGAAAUUGGUAAAAUCAGGGACGAGAUGGCAGCAACGGACCCAGAAAGAACUCCCUUACAGCAAAAACUAGACCAGUUUGGGGAGCAACUCUCAAAGGUGAUCACAGUAAUCUGUGUGGCAGUAUGGGGCAUCAACAUCGGCCACUUUAGUGAUCCUGUGCACGGAGGCAGUUGGCUGAGAGGAGCUGUGUACUACUUUAAGAUCGCUGUGGCUCUAGCUGUAGCUGCCAUCCCUGAGGGUCUUCCUGCUGUCAUUACCACUUGCCUGGCUUUGGGCACACGGCGCAUGGCAAGAAAAAAUGCCAUCGUCCGCUCCCUGCCCUCUGUGGAGACACUGGGCUGCACUUCUGUCAUCUGCUCCGACAAGACAGGCACACUGACCACCAACCAGAUGUCUGUCUGCAGGAUGUUUGUUGUGGAUCUCGUUGCGGGCGAGAGGUGUGUUCUGAAUGAGUUUUCAGUGACUGGAUCUACUUAUGCGCCUGAAGGGGAAGUGUACAAGGACGGUGCUGUGGUGCGCUGUAGUCAGUAUGACGCUCUGGUGGAAAUGGCCACCAUCUGUGCUUUGUGUAAUGAUUCUUCUCUGGAUUACAAUGAGAGUAAAGGUGUGUAUGAGAAGGUGGGUGAGGCUACAGAAACCGCUCUGUGCUGUCUGGUGGAGAAGAUGAAUGUGUUUGACACAGACCUGAGGAGUCUUACCCCUAUAGAGAGAGCCACUGCCUGCUGCUCAGUGAUAAAACAACUAAUGAGGAAGGAGCUGACUCUCGAGUUUUCUCGAGACAGGAAGUCCAUGUCUGUUUUCUGCUCUCCUAACAAACUCACCCGAUCAGCCACAGGAGCCAAGAUGUUUGUUAAGGGGGCACCAGAGGGUGUGCUGGAACGUUGCCGUUGGAUUCGGGUGGGGGGUGGUACUCGAGUGCCCUUGACCUCAGACCUCAGGGAGCAGCUGUUAGGCACAGUGAGAGAGUGGGGCUCAGGUCGGGACACCCUGCGCUGCCUCGCCAUGGCAACCAGAGACUCACCUCCUGACCCCCGAAUGCUGAACCUAGAGAACUCCUCUGCGUUCACGGAGUAUGAGUCUCACCUGACAUUUGUGGGCUGUGUGGGGAUGCUGGACCCUCCCAGGAAAGAAGUGCUAAACGCAGUGCGUAUGUGCAGACAGGCUGGUAUACGUGUCAUCAUGAUUACAGGUGAUAAUAAAGGCACAGCAUUGUCGAUCUGUCGGCGUGUUGGCAUCAUCACAGAGCAGGAGGAAGAGGAGGCUGAGGGUGCUCCCUUCGGUGGCGGACUGACCGGACGGGAGUUUGAUGAGCUGCCCCCACACCUGCAGCGGCAAGCCUGCCGAACUGCCCGCUGUUUCGCUCGUGUUGAACCCACACACAAGAGCCGUAUUGUAGAAUAUCUUCAGAGCCUCAGUGAUAUUACAGCUAUGACAGGCGAUGGGGUGAAUGAUGCCCCAGCUCUGAAGAAGGCUGAAAUAGGUAUAGCAAUGGGCUCAGGGACGGCAGUGGCUAAAUCAGCUUCGGAGAUGAUCCUGGCAGAUGAUAACUUCUCCACCAUAGUGGCUGCAGUAGAAGAAGGCAGAGCCAUUUACAACAACAUGAAGCAGUUCAUCCGCUACCUCAUCUCCUCCAACAUUGGAGAGGUGGUGUGCAUUUUCCUGACUGCUGCUCUGGGCAUGCCCGAGGCUCUUAUCCCUGUCCAGUUGCUUUGGGUGAAUCUGGUGACGGAUGGCUUCCCGGCCACUGCUCUGGGAUUCAACCCUCCGGACCUCGACAUAAUGUCGCGUCCCCCACGCUCCCCCAAGGAACCCCUCAUCUCUGGAUGGCUUUUUUGCAGAUACCUCAUCAUUGGCUGUUAUGUGGGAGUGGCCACAGUGGGUGCUGCUGCUUGGUGGUUCAUGGCAGCACAUGAUGGACCUAAACUCUCCUUCUAUCAACUGUCUCAUUAUCUGCAGUGCAGUGAGGGACAUGCUGACUUUGCAGGAGUUCAGUGUUCUGUAUUUGAGUCUCCCUAUCCAAUGACUAUGGCCCUAUCAGUGCUGGUCACCAUAGAGAUGUGCAAUGCUCUCAACAGCCUCUCUGAGAACCAGUCUCUUCUGAAGAUGCCUCCCUGGUCCAAUCCAUGGCUGGUGGGAGCUAUCUGUCUCUCCAUGGCUCUACAUUUCCUUAUCCUAUAUGUCGACCCACUGCCUGUGAUAUUCCAGAUCCGACCGUUGUCCUGGCCACAGUGGGUGACUGUCCUGAAGAUGUCCCUGCCGGUCAUCCUGAUGGACGAAGCGCUCAAAUUCUUGGCCAGGAACUACAUUGAGCCGAGCAGUGAUUUGGAGCAGGAGGAAGAAGAGAGACUGCAUCGCCGUCACGGUGAUGGCGGGGCAUUCGGAGGUUUGCUUGGGAAGACACGUCGGGCCCUAAAGGGCGUGUCCUGGGCAUUUGUGUUAAUCUCUGCUCCUCUUUUAGCCUGGAUCUACAGCCUGGACUCAGAUAUCACCAAUAUCUUCUGGGAGUAGAGAACGAGAAAUAGAAUGAGUGUGUGAGAGUGAAUGAGAGCAUGAGAGAAAGAGAGAGAGAUAACUAUUAUUUCUGCUUGGUAAGAGUUGCUGUUCGAGUGAGGAGCGCAACCGCCUUUUUGGUGCUGAGGGAAAGAGCAAAGAAUGAAAAAAGAACAUAAGAGAAAUAAACAAGCAAAAAAGGGAAAAAGAAAGGGAGGUUUGGGAAGAAGAAAUGAACCUGGACAAUCAGGGAUGAUUAGAACAGACAGAAAAAAAGAGAGAGGAAAGGCAAUUGUCAGAUUCUGUCUUCAUUUUUGUGGAAUUUUGUGGGUUUCUUUUGCUUUUGCUCUUCAGCUUCAGCACCAUGUCCUUUUCUAAGCCGUCAGAAGUCCAGAGGUGUUCUCAUGCCUGCUUUUGGACUGUUGAUGAGGUUGGGCACGUGGCAUUUAAAUGUCCAUUCCUAGGUUAACAUUUACAUGAGCCGUGCAUACGGUAUGAACGAAAGGGUUACACUCAUAGGCAAUACAGGACGCGCUCAUUCAUGGACAGUUUGUCAGUAAACAUUAAAAAGUACUGUCUUAUGUUAGUUUUUGUUUUAUAAUUGUUUUUAAUAGUUUGCCUGCAUUUUAAGAGAUGUUACUUGUUCUUAAUUGUUAAGGAAUUUGCCACCAUUAAUAUCUGGUACAAGUCGGAGAGUAAUGGUCCGAGGCAUCCGUAUAAGGAAUAUCUCAUAAUAUAGAAAGAAAGAGAGUAUCAAUACUUGAUCAUAUUCUCUUAGUGGUAAAGAUGAAGUAAAUGGCACAGUUUUCCAAGUAGUCUCAUUCAGCUGGAUGUAACAGUUGUUUUAUUUCACUGUUAACAUUGUCAGCAGUCUUAAAUAGCAGUUUUUUUUCAAGGUAGAUUUAUUUUUUGGUGCUUUGUAUUUCAUCAUUUUCUGCAGAUCAGGAGAAAGUCUAUUUGUAAGCCUCAUUGGACACAAUUCAGACGACAUAAUUUUAACAUGUCUUUAUUCCAUUAAUGAUGUUCCACAGCUACCUUUCUGUUUGUCUAAUUUCACACACCCUUUAUGAUAUUUAGGACGCACAGACUUAUUUCCUUUAAUCACUGCCCCACAGCUACACUUACCUGCAGACAAACAAACAUGACUGCUUCCUGCAUUCGUAAUUUGGCUGAUGGAUGAUUCUUCACUGCAGUAGAAGGAAUGACAGUGCGUCUUUUCAAAGGUCACAGCUGUGUUUCCCAAAAACACUAUGACGCAAAGUCUGCAACCUCCCUUGUGAUUGGCAUAGGCAUUUACCUAAAGGGUAGCAGUAACUCUCCCAUGUUAAACUGUGAUCGUCAUAGUCUGUUUCUCAUGGUGGGAGGCAAAUCAUUUUUGGAAAACCAAGCCCAGACUGGUCAGGCAUGUUGCUGCUCGAGAGCUGGUCUGCUCACCCAGCAGCUAAAGCACCGCCGUGCAUUUCAUUCUUUUGCUCGUUUUUGUCUUUUAUUACUUACGAAAAAGCUGUUUACUGUCUUCAACUUGCACAACUUUUCAGUCAUUAUCUUCAUUAAUAUUGUGUCACAUUACCGUUAUUGAUUUUAUUAAUGUUCCUCUAGUCAUUGUGACAGCUUUUAGUUCUCCAGUUGUGCCCCCAGGUAGUUCUCUUGCCUGUAAUGUAGUCGUUUUUCCCUCUUUUUACGCUAGCAGGAUUUGCAGAAUGGGAAAGUGAAAGGAUGCCUGUAGCGAGGAGUUCUUGAACACACAUAAAGCGGCAAGAAAGGGAAAAAAAGAGAUUGAGGAAAUACAGCAUACUGUCUUUCCCUUUCUUCUACUUUCUUGCGGUCAUCCUUGUUUAUCCCCAAAGUUACAUUUUGUUCUAUGUGUGCUAUUUUCAUUGGAAACCAGUGUGCAAAAAUAGUGAAAAAUUUAAGAAAACACAACAAAUUGCUAAGAAAGAAACUCAUUAUUUCAUGUGCGUGUCACAUUUUAUUUUGUAAUUUUUUUGUUUGUUUUUUUUUGUUUUUUUAAACAAAGGAAGUGACUUUUGUAGUUUUUUGUUAUUAAUGUAAUUUAUACCAUUAUUGUCACUUUACUGCUAUUUCAUUGAUGGAGAAACGUGAAAAAUGCUUCAUGGAAUGGAAAUAAACAGUUACAGUUCA